UGCCCCAACAACUGCUCGGGUCACGGCAGAUGCAGCACGGCCAACUCAGCGUCGGGCCGAGUGUACUGCGAGUGUGAGGAGUACUGGAAAGGAGAAGCGUGUGACAUCCCGUACUGCAGGAACAACUGUGGCAGCCCGGAUCACGGCUACUGUGACCUGACCGGAGAGAAGCUCUGCGUGUGCAACGACAGCUGGCAAGGUCCAGACUGCUCUCUGUCCGUUCCCUCCACCGAGGCUUUCUGGGUGCUGCCGAGCAUCAAACCGUCGGCUCAGUCUCUGGGUCGGGCGUCCCAUCAGGCCCUGGUGCAUUCUGGGUUAAUGUGGGUGGUGGGAGGUUACUCCUUCAACUACUCCAACUAUCACAUGGUCCUCAACUACAACCUGGAGAGCAGUACGUGGGACGCUGUUCCUGUCAGCAACGCUCCUCUCUACAGAUACGGACACUCACUGGCUCUCUACCAGGACGACAUCUACAUGUUUGGCGGGAAGCUGGAGGCGGGAUCGGCCAACGUGACGGACGAGCUGUGGGUGUUCAACAUCCCCAGACGCACCUGGUCGCCGUGGAAACCGUCCCCUCCCCCUCCCUACGCCCUGGAGGGUCACACGGCCCACGUGGUGGAGCUGGCCGACGGAGAACCGGUGAUGCUGAUGUUCUUCGGAUACUCGCCGAUCUACAGCUACGUCAACAAAGUUCAGGAGUACAACAUCAGGUCUAACUCGUGGCAGGUGGUGUCUGCCGGCGGCGCCGUGGUCCAGGGAGGUUACGGCCACAGCAGCGUUUACGACGAGGCCAGCGGCUGCGUGUUCGUCCACGGCGGAUACAAGGCGCUUAGCAACAACAAGUACGGCCUGGUGGAUCACAUGUACCGCUACCACGUCCACACGAGAACAUGGUUGAUCCUCAGGGAGAGCGGCUUGGCGCGGUACCUCCACUCUGCGGUGCUGCUGAGCGGCACCUUGCUGGUUUUCGGGGGAAACACUCACAACGAUACGUCACUCAGCAACGGAGCCAAGUGCUUUUCUGCUGACUUCCUGGCGUAUGAUAUAGCUUGUGAUGAAUGGACUGUCCUUCCCAGACCAGGGCUGCACCGAGACGUCAACCGCUUUGGACACUCUGCCGUGGUUAGCAAUGGCUCGAUGUACAUCUUCGGCGGUUUCUCCGGUCUGCUUCUGAACGAUGUGCUGGCCUACACUCCUCCGUCCUGCAAGGCCUUCUCUGACCCAGAUCUGUGCGCUGCGUCCGGGCCGGGACUCCGCUGCCACUGGGUCAAAGGUGGAUGCGUCGCCUGGCAACUGAAACCACCUGACGAAACGUCCUCCGCUCCUCUCUGCCCGCCGCGGUCCGACAGUACAGACGAGCAGUGUUUCAGGUUCUCAGACUGUGCUAGCUGCACCGCCAACACUCGCGGCUGUCAGUGGUGCGAGGACAGGAAGUGUAUCUCCACCUCCAGUAACUGCACAGUGUCGGUGAGAGACUCGUCCAGGUGUAAACGCAGAGAGGAGCAGGAGUGUUUCAGACUGGCGAACUGCAGGAGCUUCCUCAAUGUCAACUGUCAGUGGGAGGCUCAGCAGCAGGAGUGUCAAGCACUGCCUGGCCAGCUGUGCGGAGAGGGCUGGCAUCAUGUCGGCGAGGUCUGCCUGAGGAUCAACUCCAGCAGAGAGAGCUACGAUAACGCACAGCACUACUGCAAGAACCUGGGAGGAAAUAUUGCUUCUUUGCUCACAGACAAACAGGUCAAUUUUGUUCUGGAGGAGCUACAGAAAUACCAGCUGCAAGACAAGACGUUGUCUCCGUGGGUGGGCCUGAGGAAGAUCAACGUGUCGUAUUGGGGCUGGGAGGACGCGUCUCCGUUCACUAACACCAGUCUGCGCUGGUUACCAGGGGAACCAAACGACUCAGGUUUCUGUGCUUACCUGGAGAGAGCGCAGGUGGCAGGACUCAAAGCUAACCCCUGCACGGCCAACACGGACGGGCUGAUCUGUGAGAAACCUGCUGGGAGUCCACAGAGUCAGAGCGCUCGGCCCUGCAGGACUCCGUGUGCUGUGCGGACCAGCUGUGCUAACUGCACCAGCCAGGCCAUGGAGUGCAUGUGGUGUGGAAGUACGCAGCGGUGUGUCGACUCCUCGGCCUACAUCAUCUCCUUCCCCUACGGACAAUGUCUGGAGUGGCAGACGCAGGACUGCACUGCCCAGAACUGUUCGGGUUUGAGGACUUGUUCCGACUGUCUGGAGAGAGCGGAGUGCGGUUGGUGUGGUGAUCCCAGUAACACCGGCAGAGGCGUUUGCAUGGAGGGUUCCUACCGAGGGCCUCUGAAACCCGCUAAUGCCAAGACUGGACCGAGAGAUCGGGAUAGACUGAGAGAUCGGGACAUGUUGCUGGAUCAGAGUCUCUGCUCGUCUGAUAGGGGCUACAACUGGGCCUUCAUCCAAUGUCCAGCGUGUCAGUGCAAUGGUCACAGCAGGUGUGUGAACGGCACCGUGUGUGAGCACUGCGGGAACCUGACGGCCGGGACGCACUGCCAGAGCUGCAUGCCCGGUUACUAUGGCGACCCCACCAACGGAGGGAAGUGCAACGCGUGUAAGUGUAACAGCCAUGCCAACGUGUGCCAUGUCAACACAGGGAAGUGCUUCUGUACCACAAAGGGGAUCAAAGGAGACCAGUGUCAGCUAUGUGACUCGGAGAACCGUUACCUUGGCAACCCCCUCAGAGGAACAUGUUAUUACAACCUGUUGAUCGAUUACCAGUUUACCUUCAGUCUGCUGCAGGAGGACGACCGACACUACACCGCUAUCAACUUUAUGGCUACGCCUGAACAGGCCAACAAGAACCUCGACAUGUCCAUCAACGCCUCGAACAACUUCAACCUCAACAUCACCUGGUCCUUAAGCUCAACAGCUGGAACCAUCUCAGGAGAGGAGAUGCCGAUCAUAGCGAGAACCAACAUCAAAGAGCAUCGAGACAGUUUCUCCUGUGAGAAGUUCAACUUCAGACUCCAUCACAACAUCACCUUCUACGUCUACGUGUCCAACUUCAGCUGGCCCAUCAAGAUCCAGAUUGCUUUCUCCCAACACAACAGCAUCAUGGACUUGGUGCAGUUCUUCGUCACCUUCUUCAGCUGUUUCCUGUCUCUGCUGCUGGUAGCUGCCGUCGUUUGGAAAGUCAAGCAGACCUGCUGGGCUUCACGACGAAGAGAGCAGCUGAUGAGAGAGCGACAGCAGAUGGCCAGUCGUCCCUUUGCGUCAGUCGCCGUGGCGUUGGAGGUGGGCGGCGACCAAGAGGAGCUGUUACAGGCGGUGCCGAAGCCGAUAGCCAUGGAGCCGUGCUGGGGGAGCAGAGCAGGUGUUCUGACCGUGUUGCUGUAUCUGCCCAGAGUCCCGUCUGGAACGCCUCCACCGGGACAGUCUGGUAUCGCUAUAGCCAGCGCUCUGGUGGACACGUCACAGCAGCGAGUGAUGGACUUCAAAGAAAGAGGCCUCGGUCUGAAGCACCGCAAACACACCGUGCACCACCAGGGGACCUGUGUAUGA
This is a messenger RNA of Scomber japonicus (chub mackerel), 3528 nucleotides long. RefSeq names its product attractin-like 1a (gene atrnl1a). Gene Ontology annotation, cellular component: Golgi apparatus. The record is from RefSeq and is a predicted model, not a curated record. Gene Ontology annotation, molecular function: protein binding. Lineage: Eukaryota; Metazoa; Chordata; Actinopteri; Scombriformes; Scombridae.